This is a messenger RNA of Prorocentrum cordatum, 867 nucleotides long. The record is from the annotation of a GenBank genome assembly. NCBI's taxonomy places the organism in Eukaryota, Dinophyceae, Prorocentrales, Prorocentraceae.
GCCGCGAAGCUGCUCUACAACUCGAUCCCCAACAACGCGAAGCUCGCGUCCUGCCUCGUGCAGCUCGGGGAGUACACCCAGGCGGUCGAGGCGGCGAGGAAGGCCAACAACCCGAAAGUCUGGAAGGAGGUCAACAUCGCGUGCGUCUCCGCGGAGCAGUUCCGUUGCGCCGAGAUCGCCGCCAUGAACAUCAUCGUCCACCCAGACCACCUGGAGGAGCUGAUCGCGCACUACGAGCAGCACGGCUACUUCGAGGAGCUGAUCAGCCUGCUCGACGCCGGCCUGUCCCAGGAGCGCGCGCACGCCGGCAUGUACACCGAGCUCGGCAUCUUGUUCGCCAAGUACAAGCCAGACAAGCUCAUGGACUUCAUCAAGAUGAACACGGCGAAGCUCAACAUCCCGAAGCUGACGAACGCGUGCGAGCGCCACUACCUCUGGGAGGAGGCCGUGUUCUUGCACAGCCACUACGACGAGUACGACCUGGCCGCCAGCACCAUGAUGGCGCACAGCCCAGUGGCCUACUCGCAUGACAAGUUCCUGAUGAUCAUGCAGAAGGUGUCGAACAUGGAGCUGUACUACCGCGCCAUCUCGUUCCGCCUCGAUGCGGGGACUGCAGAUGGGGACGACAGGGACUGCUAUGGAAGAGAGCACGCACGGAGAAAGGCGCAGGACCUCAGGAUGUGGAAGUUGCAAAGAAAGAAGGUCCGGGGGUGGCGCCCAGGGCUUUCUUCUGCGACAGCAGGCGGCCCAGAUCGCUCCGCUCGGAGCGCGUUCGCUCGAAGUGGCGCGCCUCCUUUCAAGAGCGCGCUCCAGCGGGCUCCGGGCACCAGCUUCCGAAGCGCGCGGCUCCGUUACGCCAAGUCCUGA